Messenger RNA from Prosopis cineraria, 2039 nucleotides. RefSeq lists its product as uncharacterized. Lineage: Eukaryota; Viridiplantae; Streptophyta; Magnoliopsida; Fabales; Fabaceae. The coding region runs from base 1151 to 1924 and encodes 257 amino acids. Gene Ontology annotation, molecular function: cysteine-type peptidase activity. The record is from RefSeq and is a predicted model, not a curated record. Gene Ontology annotation, biological process: proteolysis. The transcript has 10 exons.
AGAGUAGGCAAGAUUUUGUCCUACAAAAGGCUGGGAGGGCACUACGGUCUUUCAGAUAUUUUAUCACACAGAAAUAUUUGAAAGAUCCUGAUGCUGAAUUUGUAGCUUGAGUUCCUCCUUUAUUACAGCCUUUGGUAAAACAAGAGGAUUGAGAUGCUUUUGUUGCCUCACGGCAUGAAAAGGAAUUCAAGGAAUUAAGUACACAGAAUAAGGAGAGAGUAGCGAAGAACGAAUAUCCUUAUAGAGCAGGGAGGUUAGGGUAUGCAGGCAUUGAGCAGAAACAAUUAGAGGAGGAGGGAUCAAAGGUUACCAUAUCCCGCCAUAAGCUCUGGGCAUUGGCACGCACUAAUAAAGAAGGAAUUAUUGACAACCCCUACGUGAAGGAGGUUACUGAAAAGAUUGAUUCCAUCUCUUAGGAAGUCUCACAGGGCAACCUUCCUGAGGAUGAGGAUAUCUUAGCUAGGGCGUUGGGAACUGCUAACCACCUUGGUCAUGUCAGGGGUGUUGGCUUCGGAGUCACGAAGAAGCAAUAUUUUGGCAAGAUAAAAAAGCGAACAUCAGCUUCUUUAUCUGAGGUCCAAGAGCUGAGAGAAGAGCAAGUCGUUAUGAAGCAGAAACUACUAGCCCAGGUAGCAUUAAUUGACAUGUUGUUGAAAGGGCAAGUUCUUGGGAGGACUUUGGGUGAGAUUAGCCCUAGUCAGAAAGAUAGCUGCACAGUCCCCUCAGAAAAACUACUUGAGGGCGAGAAUGAUUGCAAUUGUUUGACAGACACUCCUGAACAUAGAGUGGUUGCAACAGGACGUGUGUACAACAUUCCCGGGGACACAAUCCAUAAUCAUCCCCUCUCGUCCGACUGUGUUGGAGUUUCUCUACUUAUUGCCAUCGACCCCAACUAUCCAUUGCCUGUUCCUACUGAUGAGGCACAGAUGGUAGGGGAAGCAGUAGGGAGCUUCGUUGCAUGGCCUAGCCACCUUGUAAUAGUGGUAACACCAAAGCCGGCAAAGGACCCAUUGCCUCCAAAGAAAAAGGGAAGAGCAAGCUAAAAGGUAAGUCAGGCCAUACCAAAAAGUCAGCCACAGUUUUGCAAUAUCCAGCAGCACUGGUGCCAACUGUAGAAUACAAAUAUUGUGCCUGUCUUGAGACAUAUGCGAUGGCUACGAGGAUGGCUCGUCAAGUUGCGAUUGGGGAUAUCAUUAGUUUUGAUGAUGGGCUGUAUGGAAGACCGAGCUUGUUUAAAGUUGUUCGGGAUGAAAUUUUGAAUGAAAUUCUCAAGCACGAAAUGGCCAGUACUAGUCUGAUGAGCUUCUACAUGAGCCACCUUUAUACCUCAUUUGUGGUUCCUGGCGGCCUUGAGUCGAGAUUCAAGCUGAUUAAUCCCCACGAUGUCUCUGCUUAUAAUGGAAUUACAAAGGAAGCUUUUGAAGAUCAAGCAAGGCAGUUUUCAAAUCAAUUUAAGGAUAGGGGAGCAAGUAAUGAUACUUUAUUUCUUGCUUCUUACUGUCAAGGGGGGCACUGGAUGCUUAUUGUGGUUAACCCUAUUGCUUCAAAAAUUUGGUAUCUUGAUCCUCUUAACAAAGAACCAAGCAAUAGGCCAGAUAUGGUAGAACUUUUUAAUAAAGCUGUGGUCUUGUAUCGAACUGCGAUCAACAAGACCUUGUCCCCUAGCUUAAGGGUAUUGGACUCUUGUGAGACAUGGGUCACAGUUAAGUGUUCACUCCAGCCAGAUCAAAGCAAUGACUGUGGCUAUUGCUUGAUGAGAUUCUUAAAGGACAUUAUCACCCAUGCUCCUACCACAUUACCUAACAAGUACUUCGAGGAUGCCUACUGUAUUCAGUAUGCAGCUGUGCAUAUAGAGGAAACCCUUGAAGAGGUAGCUCAGGCUGUGUUUAACAUGUGGAUAGCAGCAGUGGUUAGGCCUAAUUAGUUUUGGUGUACACAUUUAUUUUUUUGGUCAAUUUUAUGUUUGAGGCCAAUUAAUUUUAAAAUUUAAACUUGUAAAGUAGGUAAAGUUAUAGAUUUUUUUAUGGCAUCGGGUUUAG